Molecule: messenger RNA, 1860 nt
Organism: Notothenia coriiceps (black rockcod)
Lineage: Eukaryota; Metazoa; Chordata; Actinopteri; Perciformes; Nototheniidae
Gene: gpc5a
Product: glypican 5a
Exons: 8
Coding region: 250-1860 (536 amino acids)
Biological process (GO): cell migration; regulation of protein localization to membrane; positive regulation of canonical Wnt signaling pathway
Cellular component (GO): cell surface; extracellular region; plasma membrane
Source: RefSeq, a predicted model, not a curated record
CUCCGGGUCCAGCUAACUUGGACAACAUGCCGCUCUGUAACAGACUCCUCACAUUGCUGCAACUUUCACUCCGUCAGCCUGCACUGAAAUUAUGACGUUUCCUCCACACAAACGCCAUAUGGUCGACGACGCUGAGUCCUGAAACCUGAGAUGUGGUCGGGACUCACCUGAGCUGCCCAAAGGUUCAGAAGAAACCUUAACUUCCAAACAAGCGUCUUUUUGUGGCGUAUAACCCUGGAUUUGGUUAAAAUGGGUGUGCUGCUGUGGACGAACUGCGUUUUCUUGCUGGCGUGUUGCUCUGGAUUAGGGUUCGGCAGCCCCAACAUAUGCGAUGAAGUGCGGAAAGUUUUCCAACUCAAACAAAUUGGACCAAAUCAAUUAUUGCCUUUGAGCCCCAGACCAGGUUCAGACCUUCAGGUGUGCAUAUCCAAGAACCUGACCUGCUGCACCAAAAAGAUGGAGGAGAAGUACCAGGUGGCAGCCCGGAGAGACAUCCAAAACCUCCUGCAGACGUCCAGCUCCAGCCUCAAGUUCCUCAUAUCGCGCAAUGUGGCAGCUUUUCAAGAGACCUUUGAGUCUCUGAUUUGGCAGGCUGAGAAUCACACCAAUGUGGUUCUCCAGGCGUCGUACCGCAGCAUGGCUGAUCAGGCUGUUGGCCCGGUUCGGGAACUCUUCACAGACAUCAGUCUCUUCCUGCUGGGGUCUGAGCUCAGCGUUGAUGACUUGGUGCAGCGAUUCUUUGACGCACUCUUCCCACUGGUCUACAAUCACCUCAUCAACCCUGGCCUCAGCGACAUAUCACCGAGCUACGCUGAGUGCGUGAGAUCGUCCAGGCGAGAUGUGAGACCGUUUGCCGCAGCGCCCGGCCUCCUGGCUGACCAAAUUGCUCGCUCUGGGGUGUCUGGAAAACUGCUGAUUCAGGCACUGCACCUGGGCAUUGAAGUCAUUAAUACAACAGACCACUUACAGCUGAGCCGCGAGUGCAGACGGGCCCUGCUCAAGAUGCACUACUGUCCUCAUUGCCAGGGCUUAACCCAGUCCAAGCCCUGCAUGGGUUACUGCCUCAACGUGAUGCGAGGCUGUUUGGCAAGCAUGGCAGAGAUCGACAGCCACUGGAGAGAGUUCGUCCACUCGCUGGAGGGCCUGUCAGCACGGAUGCAAGGGCCUCAGGAUUUGGAGCAAGUGCUUCUGGGAGUUCACACGCUGCUUCAUGAUGCUGUCGGACAUGCCCAGAAAAAUGGGCCUCGCCUCUCUGCACAGGUGCACAAACUGUGUGGCACACCGAGCAGAAGGCCUGCGCAGUCAGUCAGCCUCCAGCACAGCAGCCGGGACUCAAUCCCUCUUAAAGCUGCUCUCAGUGGAUCCGGGGACUCGCUGGCUGUGAGGAGGAGGGACUUUCUAAACAGCUUACGCCUCUACCGUACGUUCUACGGUGGCCUGGCCGAUCAGCUGUGUGUGAGUGAGCUGGCCUCCGGUGACGGGCAGGCCUGCUGGAAUGGAACCGACAUCGUAAAAAGCUACACCCUCCGUGUGGUCGGCAACGGGAUCAAGGCUCAGAGCGCUAACCCUGAGGUCAAAGUGAAGGUAGCAGACCCUGUCAUAAAUCAGAUCAUCGACAAACUCAAACACAUUAACCAGCUGUUGCAAGGGAAGUCCAUUCCUAAACUGGGGUCACUGGACCAGAUAGAAACAGGAAGUGGAGACGCAGAUGGACGCUACAGCGGCGACUGUGAUGAUGAGGACGGCUGCGGUGGUUCGGGGGGCGACGAGGUGAAGAGGAAAGUCCCCAGAGUCUCCAAAUGUAAGUCUGAUCUUUCUGUGAUUUUAUUGAAGAAUAAACCAGUUAACCUUACCACGUGA